This is a messenger RNA of Fusarium keratoplasticum, 2052 nucleotides long. Its product is annotated as NACHT domain-containing protein. Gene Ontology annotation, molecular function: protein binding. The record is from RefSeq and is a predicted model, not a curated record. NCBI's taxonomy places the organism in Eukaryota, Fungi, Ascomycota, Sordariomycetes, Hypocreales, Nectriaceae. Bases 1 to 2052 code for a protein of 683 amino acids. The transcript has 4 exons.
AUGGAGCUUGAUGAGGCACUGGAAUCACUUCCGGCAACUCUGGAAGAGACCUACGAGCGGUCUCUACUGGCUAUCGAGGAAAAGAGAAGAGAAGGAUUCCGCCACAUCCUGCGAUGGCCUUCUUUCUCUGCCCGGCCAAUGCAUCUCGAUGAGAUCACGGAAGUGCUAGCCAUUGACUUCUCAACGAAGCCCCGGCCCCAAUACGACCCUCGAAAGCGACUCGUCAACUCAGCAAAAUUCUUUCACAAGCAUAGCAACUUGGUUUCGGUAUCGACCGUCAAGGACAGAACCGGGCAACAUCAGGAGCUGCGCCUCGCCCAUCUAUCCGUGCGGGAUUAUCUUCUGUCAAACAAGAUUGUGGGAUCGCCAGCUUCCUACUUCACCAUCAACAGUCUAUCCGCACACCGCAGCAUUGCCGAGGCGUGCAUAGUAUACCUCCAGCAGUUCACUUCAUCUGACGGAGAGCUUGAGAAGGCACCCAAGACCCACUCCCUGGCUCCCUAUGCCGCCCCCUUCUGGUCCUAUCAUGUACAAGCAGCGACCGUUGCGGCCGGUAAGGAACACUCUUCAUCAUCCAGGGCACUUCUUGAGACUUCCAAUCCAGAGGCCGUGCCAUUGAUCAUCUUGAUAAUCGAGUUUCUUGCCCAGCUACUCAGGGUAUUUGGAUUACCCGUUCCGACUACUGAGAGGAAGCUACAAACAGAUUUGAAUAGUCUCUGUGUAGAACUUCUUAGCGCUCAACUCGAGGGCCAGAUCAGGUUCUUCGACCCGGACACGCCGUGGAUUGACAAGCCCGACCAAAGGGAAUGGAUGUCAAACGCUAUCGGUGGUCGACAUGGCACGGCUCUGCAGGCUGCGUCCUGCAAGGGAUACAAGGACAUAGUGCAACUGCUUCUUGAAAGUGGGGCAGAAGUCAAUCAGCUUGCAGGAGAUUAUGGCUAUGCCUUGCAAGGUGCUGCCUGCUAUGGUCAUGAGGAGUGUGUGAAGCUGCUUCUCGACUGGAAAGCGGAUGUCAACGCAAAAGGCGGAGAACAUCACACAGCCUUGCACACCGCAGCGUUCAACGGUCAUGAAAAGGUCGUCAAGAUCCUGGCUGAGCAAGGUGCAGCUAUCAAUGACACAGGGUCAGAAGACCGAGGCCAGAACCCUCUGAUAGAGGCGGCCGCUGACGGACACACGGCUACAGUGAUACUUCUCCUCAAGCUUGGUGCAAAUAGCUUGCUGAGAGACCAAGGAGGGUGGGCCGCCCUGGACGAGUCUGCUCCGCCUGGAUAUGGCACCGUGGUCCGUAUUCUUAUUGACCAUGAUCCUGCCAUUCUCCAGUCCAGGGACAAGCGUGGCAAGUCGGCGCUGCACCACACAGUAGGACAGGGACACGUUUCAACCGUCUCCUUGCUUUUAGAGCGAGGCGCGGAUGUGAACGCGACAGAUAUCGACGGACGCAGCGCCCUAUUCGGGGCCGCGAGGUCAGGGAACAAGGCCAUCAUCGAGAUUCUACUCAAACACAAGGCAGACGUAUCGAUUGAAGACGAGGAAGGCUGCGAAGGCCCGGAAGGGAUAUUGCCGCUUCACAUCGCCGCAUUGAGGAGGCACAUCCGUUUCGUUGAAUUACUUCUUGACCAUGGGGCCAAUGCCCUUGCCGAGACCGAGUCUGGUGCAAAUGCCUUGCACUUUCUGGAACUCAAUGAGACAUACCAAGCUGAGGCAGUUGCUCACAGACUCAACAUUGAUACACAUAAUCUCUUGGAGCGUGGCGCCAAUAUCAAUGCGAGAGACGAGGGUGGUCAUACAGCUCUUAUGUGGGCAGCUAUGAAGGGCCAUACAUCGACCAUGCGGUUGUUGAUCGAAAAUGGGGCCGAUGUGAACUCUUGCACCGAUGAUGGUUGGACAGUGAUGGAUUGCUUCAACGGAAUGGAUGAGGAUGUUCUCAAUUUGCUGUGGGAACAUGGGUAUAAGGACGAGAAGCAAUCUCUUGAUCUUGAUGGAGGAGCGCCCCUGGACAUUGCGGAACGAGACGUUUUGAACGAUAUCAGACAGCUUUUGUCACGCUAG